Drosophila grimshawi is the source of this 398-nucleotide messenger RNA. RefSeq names its product putative 60S ribosomal protein L33. The coding region runs from base 93 to 281 and encodes 62 amino acids. The record is from RefSeq and is a predicted model, not a curated record. The transcript has 2 exons. Lineage: Eukaryota; Metazoa; Arthropoda; Insecta; Diptera; Drosophilidae.
AACAUUGUGGAAAUCGUUAAAAUUAUUUCACUUUUCAAUUGAAAUCGAUUUAAUUGGGAUAAAUAGACGCAUUUCUCAUUCUCAUUUUCAGGAUGCCGGGUCAGUUCAAUUUCAAGGAGCUCUUCAAUAGCAAUACUGUGCGCGGACGUGCCAACUGUGCCAAGGCCACAUGGGCCUCUGUGGGUCUCAUUUAUGUCCUGGUGAAGAUGCAUCGCUACAACGCUGAGCUUCGCGAAUCCGCCAAAUACUGCAAGGGAUGCCAGCGAAAGAUGUGCACUUAACGUCCAAGUCGCCUUCAAUCAUGCUUAAUCUUCGCUUUAACUUGGAAAUGUUAUCUCAAAUCUAUUGUGUUCUGUUCGGUUCAGCCUGUUAAUAAAACUAUUUCGUGUUUUGAGCAA